Messenger RNA from Rosa chinensis, 1067 nucleotides. RefSeq names its product transcription factor PCF7. The transcript has 2 exons. Gene Ontology annotation, cellular component: nucleus. Bases 222 to 962 code for a protein of 246 amino acids. Gene Ontology annotation, molecular function: DNA-binding transcription factor activity; sequence-specific DNA binding. Gene Ontology annotation, biological process: regulation of secondary shoot formation. The record is from RefSeq and is a predicted model, not a curated record. Lineage: Eukaryota; Viridiplantae; Streptophyta; Magnoliopsida; Rosales; Rosaceae.
AUGUCUAGUAGUUCCAGCAUAAUACGACUAGUUGCUCAAUCUUGGUGAGUGUUGGGAACCAUUGUUUUGGUUUGACAAAUGGGGAAGCUCUGUGGUAAAAUUACGGUGGAUGGGGCCGACGGAUCGCGGUCGGCAGGUCUUGUUGUUGCCUAGUUACUGGUGAUAGUACCACACAUGUUUCUGUAGUUCUGUAGCUAUAUAUCAAGACUAUUUGCACAACUAUGUUCGUCAAACUUGAGAGGAAAAAGAGAGAGACUUCAAUGACUUCUCAUUCCCAAGAGAGUCUCUAUCUGCAAAUGUCACAACAAAGAGAAUCAAAGCAGGAGGAGGAGGAGGAGGAGGAGGAGGAGGAGGAAAAUGAAGCUCAAGAUCAACCAGAAGUUGCUCAAGCACAACAAGACUAUGGAGCAAGCAGAGUGGAAUCUAAACAACCAAGCAUGAACAAUGAAAGAUAUGGAAGGAUCGUGAAGGUUCAAGGAGGCCACGUUAUUAGAUCAAUUGCGAGAAAAGACAGGCACAGCAAGAUCUACACGUCCAAGGGCCCAAGAGACAGAAGGUUCCGGCUUUCAGCUCAAACUGCCAUAGAGUUCUAUGAUGUUCAAGACCGUCUUGGCUUUGAUAGACCAAGCAAGGCCAUUGACUGGCUCAUUCACAAGGCCAAGGCCGCCAUUGAAGCUCUUGAAGAUUCUUCUACUACACACCAGCCUCAGCAUCACCAAGGAGGCAAUGCCGAGCCUGAAACUGUCAAAACUCAUCAGCCUUUGGACGAGGGCACUAUGAAAAAUGAGAGCAAAGAACCUGUUCUUGACUAUGCUGAAGAAGCCCUCAAUUGUGCUCCCAAUUUAUCAGAGGCCAAUUUCAUGGAGAUGGGUUGGUUUCAAAGUCUGAUGGCUUGGAAUUACAAUGCAGGUGAUGGUGGAGAAGGUUGUUCUUUCAAUUCAUCAUCUGUUACUCUGCUAUAGUUAACCAUUUCUUUGGUCAAAACUAGUUGCUUGACUCAAUUUUCAGCUUCAGAUUUGUUUUUGAGCUAGAUGAAGUCUUUUGGUUAGUUCUAAAUUUUCAUAUUA